Molecule: messenger RNA, 4909 nt
Organism: Rhagoletis pomonella (apple maggot)
Lineage: Eukaryota; Metazoa; Arthropoda; Insecta; Diptera; Tephritidae
Product: E3 ubiquitin-protein ligase CBL-like
Exons: 6
Coding region: 323-1663 (446 amino acids)
Biological process (GO): cell surface receptor signaling pathway; negative regulation of epidermal growth factor-activated receptor activity
Cellular component (GO): membrane raft; plasma membrane
Molecular function (GO): calcium ion binding; receptor tyrosine kinase binding; ubiquitin protein ligase activity
Source: RefSeq, a predicted model, not a curated record
UUCUUUGCCAAGAGCAAAAGGCGACGUUUUUUGAUUUUCGUGUUAUAAAUCGACAAAAAGGAAUAAUUGGGCUUCAAAAUUCGCCCCAUAUAGUGAGCAAAGGGCGAAUGUGAAACUAUAGAUUGUAUUUGGAGUUGGAGAAAGCUGAAAUUAGUGAAAUUGGUUGGAGCAAUUGCAAGAAAGGAAGCAGUCCGCAAUAGCAGAGGCAGCGGAAGAAGAAGAAACACCCGUCUGCAGCUAUUGUGAGCAACGUCAGCGUCGCGGCUGAGGCAGUUCAGCGCCCCAACCCCGACCCCGACCCCGGAAAGUCAAAUGUGAAAAGAUGGCGACGAGUCGCACUAGUCGCAUACAGCAAACGAAGAAUAUAAAUUCGUUCUUCUCCAAAAUACAAGGUGCGUUCUCCGAAGCAUGUACACAGCAGCGGUUAUCCACUGAUAAGAAAACGUUAGAGAAAACAUGGAAGUUAAUGGACAAAGUUGUAAAGCUGUGUCAGCAGCCCAAAAUGAAUUUAAAAAAUAGUCCCCCCUUCAUAUUGGACAUACUGCCCGACACGUAUCAGCGAUUGCGUCUCAUAUACUCGAAGAAUGAGGAUCAGAUGCAUGUCUUACAUGCCAAUGAACACUUCAAUGUUUUCAUUAACAACCUGAUGCGCAAGUGCAAACAGGCCAUCAAAUUGUUUAAGGAAGGAAAGGAGAAAAUGUUUGAUGAGAACUCACAUUAUCGAAGAAACUUGACUAAGCUUAGUUUAGUUUUUUCGCACAUGCUUAGCGAACUGAAGGCGAUAUUCCCUAAUGGAGUAUUUGCCGGUGAUCAAUUUCGAAUUACAAAGGCAGAUGCUGCUGAGUUUUGGAAGCUCAACUUUGGAAACAGUACUUUGGUCCCAUGGAAAAUCUUUCGACAAGAGUUGAACAAAGUACAUCCUAUAUCAUCUGGUCUAGAAGCAAUGGCCCUAAAAACCACAAUAGAUUUAACGUGCAACGAUUAUAUUUCAAAUUUUGAAUUUGACGUGUUUACGAGACUCUUUCAACCGUGGGUAACGCUGCUACGUAAUUGGCAAAUAUUGGCUGUCACACACCCUGGAUAUGUAGCGUUUCUGACUUACGACGAAGUUAAAGCGCGAUUGCAGCGUUACAUCCACAAGGCUGGUAGCUAUGUGUUCAGAUUAUCAUGUACUCGCCUCGGGCAGUGGGCGAUAGGGUACGUUACCGCCGAUGGUGAAAUAUUGCAAACCAUACCGCAAAACAAAUCAUUGUGUCAAGCAUUGUUAGAUGGUCACAGGGAGGGGUUUUAUUUGUACCCGGAUGGUCAAGCUUGUAACCCCGAUCUAUCAUCGGCAGUGCAGAGUCCUACGGAAGAUCAUAUUACAGUUACACAAGAACAAUAUGAGCUAUACUGCGAAAUGGGUAGCACAUUUCAAUUGUGUAAAAUAUGUGCGGAGAAUGAUAAGGAUAUCCGCAUUGAGCCUUGCGGGCAUCUACUAUGCACGCCGUGCCUCACAUCUUGGCAAGUCGACUCAGAAGGACAGGGUUGUCCGUUCUGCCGUGCUGAAAUCAAGGGCACCGAACAAAUUGUAGUGGAUGCUUUCGAUCCGCGAAAACAGCACAACCGAAAUUCGACGAAUGGCCGUCAUCAAAAUACCGACGAUGACGAUACAGAGGUAUAAAUAAUAAGUAGCUUAUUCUAGAUUUUUUAACGCGCAUCGCAAGUAACCCAACCAAAAUAUAAAAAAUUUCAAACAACCAAUCGGCGUGAAAAGUUAAAAUCGAUAGUAAACGAAUUUACCCGGUCUGUAGUACUAACACUAAAUUUGGCGUAAAUGGCGUACAUGACAAUGAAUUUAACUGAACUUACUACUGCUAUUUAUGAGUUUCAUUAGUUCGUAUGUGAUCUCAAACGAGAAAAGAGCAUGAAGUUUAAUUAAAAGUACCAAUUGAUUAUUUUUUGUUGCACUAAAAUUUAUAAUGUGAUCAAAAUCUAUGUAAAAGGUACUAAAAAAAAUUUAUAAAAUCCACAAAACUUCCUCAGAGUUUCUAAUUCCAAAAGGUGUGAUUGGUUGUUUGUUAUUCUUGUUGGUAGUUAUCUUGAGAGGGAGGCAUAGUUUUGUUUGAUCAAAUGAAACACACAAACCUUUUUAUAAACCUUUCUGUAAAUAGUUGCUGUAUUAUCUAUUUAUUAUACACUCAUACAUAUACACACUAAAUGCGCCCAUACAAAUUUCACAUUAUUAUUUAUUAUUGUUUAGUUAGCUCGUAUUUAACAAUGUUUAUCUGUUAAGUUGAAGUUUUUUUGAUUUGAACUAUGAAUGUUUACGUGCUAUUAUACACAUGCAUAUUUAUUCCAAAAUAUAUAUUUUAUGUAAGAAUGUAAAAGUGCUCUAUCUAAACAAAAACAUAAUUUUUUUCACGAAGGCAUUUGUGGUUUAAAUGCGUUAAAUGGAUUAAGAUGCUUCAAAUUGUAUAAAGCAAAUAAUUCUAAAAUCUGCAGUUUGAUUUGCAUAAUUAAUUUUGCAUUAAGUAUAUUUGAUCCUUUUAGUGCUAGUGUUAACUAACAUUCCUGAGAACGACACUUGAAUAAAUAAUCGAAAAUAUAUCUAUAUCAUAUUUUUUAUGGUUAUCAAAUAUCCAGCAAAAAACUUUCUGAUCGCAGAAGUGAACAUGGAAUGGUGAAAAAAUAAAUCAAUCCCUUUGCUAUCAUUUCUUUCGUAUAUUGAUUUAACAUGGCCAUAUCUUUGAUGGUAAUACCAAUGAAUAAAAAAGAAGCAAAAAAUAUAUCUUCAUUCCAUUGCCUUUGGAAGCGCUGCUAUAUUUUUGCUGGGUAGCUACAGAUAUACUUAUUUGUACAAAUCUAUUUGUCAGUAAAUUAUUGACAUCUUAAAAAUAAGAUUUUUAGAUUGAAAAUAGACCGCCAUCAAGCACUAAAACUGCUUCUACAUUGCUUUUUUGAAAACAUGCUCUUAAAUAAUGUAAUGAAACAUGAAGUAAAAAAAUGCUUACAAAAAGCAUUAAGCCUCGUUGCACAAAAGGAUCAAGUGUACUUUUUGAAUCAACCAAAAUUGUUUAAAUUAUGCAAAAAUAACGGUUCUAAUUAAAAAAGAAAAUCAGUUAUAUUGGUCCAAAUUUGCCUAAUAAAAUAUACAUAUAUUACACUCGUUUUACAAGUUUUCAGACGUUUAGCCAAGAAACCCCUGUUAUUUUUUAUUUUAAUUUUUUGUUUGAUCUAGUUUUAUUUUUUAUGAACAAACCUCCAAAGAUAAAUAAGUAGCAAUUAAUUUACGAUACAUACAUAUUCAUAUUUUAAUGUUAUGCUGCAAAAGGAAUUACGAACAAAUAUAAGUAUGAGUCGUUCGUUGAGCAUUGGCAGCGAAAAAUUUUGAUUCAGAAAUCAUUACUCUACAUAUAAUCCUUUUGUAGAUAUACUUAUCUUUCAAGAUUUGCAUGCUAGGCAUAUCGUACUCCCUUCUAAUUUGCAUACUUUAAUGUACGUUUCAUUUAUAGGUACAUAUUAUGUACGUAUUUACACACAUAUACAUACUUAUAUGUAUAUGUAUAUCAUACUAUUGUGAACAUUUCGCGUGUUUUUUCCUAAAAUUUUCUAUAAAGUUGUUAAAAUUAUUUUUGGAUAGUGUACACUCCGCUGCCAGUGUCCAACACUGUUUGGCUUAAAGUCUGUUAUUUAUGCAUUCAUUCUGCUAUUCUAAUACUUAGCUCUCGUUCUUGACACAAAAGAAUAUUCAAAUCAUGUGUAAAGUAAUUAAACGUACAUUCACAUUAUUGUAUGUACAUGCAUCGCAUAUAUUACCUAAGCAAUAUCUCUUUAACAGCAAUUAAUAAAUAGAACAUUCAUCAUCAAAGUAUAUACCGCCAAGUGUAUAGUUCGCUGCGUAAACAUUUUGCUAAUGCUGUUUAAGCAUAAUAACAAAUGAAACAAACAAAUAAGACUGUUAACCCCUUUUAUUUUAUUAAAUAUAUUUCUGUUUUUUUUUUAGAGAGAUACUCUUUCUUUGAGACAAACAAAGAAAAUAUUUGCUAGCUUGGAGUCAUACGAUGGAAACUUUAGAAAGUAAUUGGAUUUUUUCUGUUCAGUGAUCUCUUAAACUUUCUUAUAACUGCAAUACACAGCCCAUACAAUAAACUUUUCUUAAAAUGAUUUUGAGGGUCAUAUGUUUUAGUUCCGCAUCUCUACAAAAACGUUAACUUCAGGCUAGUUAUAUCGGUUUAUUUAGAGGCAAAAAUAAAUUAAUAUAUAAUGAGAAAUUCAUAUAAUGAGGAUUCCAAUUUUAAUCCGUAACUUCUUUUUAGCUCAAGAGCCAAAUAUGCACAUAUGUACAUACAUCGAUAUGUAUAUUGUGGUAUGCUGUAGAUCGCAGUGUCUACCUACAUUCAUACGUAUGUAAAAAUGUGUGUAUAAUUUAUUUAUUUAUUUUAUUUUUUCAAAUUAGCUGGUUAGCCGCAACAAAACAAUAUGAAGGCAAAAAUAUAUUGCCCCUUUGACUUUUCUGUUGCAAUAAUCGAUAGUCCGAUUUAUCGAAAUUCGAAUAGCUACGAACGUAGCAAAUACUUUCAAAACAUAUGUACGAUCGCAGCAAUUCGGGUUCAGUGAUUGCAUUUUCAUGGUACUCACAAAAAUUGGACUACGAUGGCGUCGGUGAAAUCCAUAUGAAAAUGACAAAAAAGUAAAAUAAAAUAAAUAGCUACGCUAAAAGCAAAUACUUAAAUAAAGCUUAAACCUACAAUAAUUAUAUGUUAUGUUAACUUUAAAAGAAAAAUUUAUUAGAAUUAUUUUAAAUAAAUUAAUACAACCAUAUUAAAUAAUUAUGAUUAUUAAUAGUUUUGUUCUAGUAAAACGUACAUAAAAAAAAUAUUACGCAAAUAAAUCUAAAUAACGUUGAAAGUGUUCUUCCAAGUUUUUG